AUGUGCCUGACGGCCAGCAAUCAGACUAUGGGAUGCGGGAAAAGCCGACAUCACUCACCCGGUGACUCCGAGACAGAUUUGAAGAACAGCGGCAGCUACAACUACAACAAGAACAGCAGCAAGCACCACGGUGGCAGCAAGAAUGCCAAAAAGAAAAACCUCUCCGGCGAGGACAAGAACCAGGCGGAUAGAACCGGAGAUUGUGAGACAGCUGAGAGAUCUCCGUCCUUCCGGAAAAUUUCUAACGGCAAGACAAGGAUAAAAGACAGAGAUGAGGAAAUCGGGUUCCAGGCCAGCUCUUCCCUGGGCAUUGAAAUCGCAGCUGCUUCCUCGGCGUCAACUGAGGACGGCCCUGACAGAUCUAAUGGUGCUACCAAACAACAGAACAGAAACUAUUUGUUGGAAGUCCCUAAUGAAAUCUCUAAAACAACUCAUCAAAGAACUGCAUGCAAAGAUUUCAAGACUAUAACAACAUCCAAAGGUGUUCAUAUCACAACUAGCCAACUAGAGUUCUUCAAGAUGUUGGAUGAAAAGAUUGAAAAGGGUUAUGAUUACCAAACGUCAAAUGAAGCUUCUGAAGUUUCCUCAAUUGACGAACCAUUCAAGCAAUGA
Messenger RNA from Candidula unifasciata, 612 nucleotides. Lineage: Eukaryota; Metazoa; Mollusca; Gastropoda; Stylommatophora; Geomitridae. The record is from the annotation of a GenBank genome assembly.